Molecule: messenger RNA, 3602 nt
Organism: Peromyscus leucopus (white-footed mouse)
Lineage: Eukaryota; Metazoa; Chordata; Mammalia; Rodentia; Cricetidae
Gene: Arhgap24
Product: Rho GTPase activating protein 24
Exons: 7
Coding region: 1039-3006 (655 amino acids)
Biological process (GO): signal transduction; activation of GTPase activity; negative regulation of Rac protein signal transduction
Cellular component (GO): focal adhesion
Molecular function (GO): GTPase activator activity
Source: RefSeq, a predicted model, not a curated record
GGGCUGAGCCAGGCGGCAGAGAAGGUGCUGAGUCAGUUGUGAGAGUUGCGAGGUCAGUGCAGAGUCAAAAAAAAAAAAAAAAAAUCAAGGGGCUUCCCAGGGCACAAGGCAUCCUCGCUCCUUCCCCUCAUGACGCUGCUGCACCUGCUUCAUCUGACCAGCGGGCACUGGAGGCGGCGGCAGCCACAGCUGUGACUCGGGUGGCGGCGGGUGGCGCAGCAGCAGCCCUGCCAGCUCCCGCCCAGCUCUCAUUGAGAAAAGGGAACCGGAGCAGGAGGGGGAGGAGAGCUCCCUGCAAAGCCGCCUCGGAACAGCCAAGGAGACUCCUAGAAUGGGCACCGGACUCUUCUGACGUGGCGACUCCAUGGGGAGCUGGAAGAUGGCAGAGGAAAGGCAGACGCCUGCAGGGAGCAUCAAAGGCUGAGGGGUACCAUAAAAGGAACUGGGGAGUCCUUUGCGAGGAAUUGUCAUGCACUGGAAUGCGCUCUGGAGAAGGUGCCAAGGAUUUCUUCCCUUUUCUCUCAGAUGAAAGGAGCCACCCAGGACUGUCCUGAAGUACUCCCGAGAGGCCUUUUGGUCAUUGUUCCUCGUCCCCUAUGCACAGGGCUGUUUGCUGACCUUUCCAGAGGACUUUCUGUCCGGCUGAGAAGACAGUUCUUAAUAAACAAAAUGAAACAAUUCCUGCCGCGUGAAGGUAGUUGCAGCUUGCUUCUUGCAAUUCUUUUCCUGUGACAUUUUGGAAUGUCUGCAGAAACUUAAAACAAACAAACAACAACAGCAUCAACAACAAUAAAAAUCCUCAAAAGCCCCUGACAUAGGCAAAAGAAAAAGAAGGAGUAUAUUUUGUUUCGUUUCUUACCAAAAAGGAGUAAAUGAGAGGGUACCUUAACUCGGGACUUGGAUGAUCAAAACCCUGGAGUUCAGGGAUCAGCACUUCAGACUUGACACAUAAACAAACAUGAGGAGGAGUGCCUGUGGGCUUCCACACAGAGGCAGGUUUUAAGGAAGCCCUGGCCGGUCUCACAAUUUGGGGCCUGUAUGAUGCCUGAAGACCGAAAUUCGGGGGGACGCCCCUCAGGUGCAUCAACUCCUUUCAUCCCCAAAACUACAUACAGAAGAAUCAAACGGUGCUUUAGUUUCCGGAAAGGCAUAUUUGGACAGAAACUGGAAGACACUGUCCGAUAUGAAAAGAGAUAUGGGAACCGGCUGGCGCCCAUGCUGGUGGAGCAGUGCGUGGACUUCAUCCGACAGCGGGGGCUGAAGGAAGAGGGCCUUUUCCGACUGCCUGGCCAGGCCAACCUCGUCAAGGAGCUUCAGGAUGCAUUCGACUGUGGAGAGAAGCCCUCCUUUGACAGCACCACGGACGUCCACACUGUGGCGUCCCUCCUGAAACUGUAUCUCCGAGAACUUCCAGAACCCGUCAUUCCUUAUGCAAAGUAUGAAGACUUUUUGUCAUGUGCCACACUGCUCAGCAAGGAAGAGGAAGCAGGCGUUAAGGAACUAACAAAGCAAGUGAAGAGUUUGCCAGUGGUUAACUACAACCUCCUGAAGUAUAUUUGCAGGUUCCUGGAUGAAGUGCAGUCCUAUUCAGGAGUUAACAAGAUGAGCGCCCAGAACUUGGCAACUGUCUUUGGCCCUAACAUCCUGCGCCCGAAGGUGGAAGAUCCUUUGACCAUAAUGGAGGGCACUGUGGUGGUCCAGCAGUUGAUGUCAGUGAUGAUUAGUAAACACGACCAUCUCUUCCCCAAGGAUACAGAAUUACAAAGCAAGCCCCAAGACGGACUGAGUAUCAACAACAAUGAUAGCCAUAAGAAAGCCACGAUGGGUCAGUUACAGAACAAGGAAAAUAACAACACCAAAGAGAGCCCCGGCAGACGGUGCUCUUGGGACAAGUCUGAAUCCCCCCAGAGAGGCAGCGUGGACAAUGGAUCCCCCACAGCUCUAUCAAGCAGCAAAACCAACAGCCCGAGGAACAGUAUUCACAAGCUGGAUGUCUCCAGGAGCCCCCCUCUCAUGGUCAAAAAGAACCCAGCCUUCAACAAGGGUAGUGGGAUAGUCACCAACGGGUCAUUCAGCAGCAGUAAUGCGGAAGGUGUCGAGAAAACCCAAACCACCCCUAAUGGCAGUUUACAAGCCAGAAGGACCUCUUCCCUCAAGAGCUCUGGUACCAAAAUGGGCACUCACAGUGUGCAGAACGGAACCGUCCGCAUGGGCAUUUUGAACACUGACACGCUAGGGAACCCCUUGAACGGCCGAAGCAUGAGCUGGCUGCCCAAUGGCUACGUGACCCUGCGAGACAACAAACAGAAGGAGCAGAGCGCCGAGUCGGGCCAGCACAACAGGCUCUCCACCUACGACAACGUCCAUCAGCAGUUCUCCCUGGUGAGCCUCGACGACAAGCACAGCGUGGACAGCGCCACGUGGUCCACCUCCUCCUGUGAGAUCUCCCUCCCCGAGAACUCCAACUCCUGUCGCUCCUCCACCACCACCUGCCCAGAGCAGGACUUUUACGGGGGGAACUUCGAGGACCCCAUCUUAGACGGGGCCCCCCAGGACGACCUUUCUCAUCCCGGGGACUAUGAGAACAGAAGUGACCGCAGGAGUGUGGGUGGGCGAAGCAGCCGCGCCACCAGCAGCAGCGACAACAGCGAGACGUUCGUCGGCAACAACACCAGCAACCACAGUGCGCUUCACAGUUUAGUGUCCAGCCUGAAACAGGAAAUGACCAAGCAGAAGAUCGAAUACGAGUCCCGGAUAAAAAGCUUAGAACAGCGGAAUCUGACUUUGGAAACAGAGAUGCUGAGUCUCCACGAUGAACUGGAUCAAGAAAGGAAGAAGUUCACCAUGAUAGAAAUCAAGAUGAGAAAUGCUGAGCGAGCAAAGGAGGAUGCCGAGAAAAGGAACGACAUGCUUCAGAAGGAAAUGGAGCAGUUCUUCUCCACAUUUGGAGAUCUGACAGUGGAGCCCCGGAGAAGUGAGAGGGGAAACACCAUAUGGAUCCAGUGAGCCUUGCUCAACUGUCCUGGACCACUCCAGGGAGGAUGCUGGGAACUUGGGGUCAAACAGUAUGGGGGAACAGUGUGGGUUCAGGUGGCUGGUCUGUGUAGAGCUUCAUCCCGUGAGGAAAUCUCAUUUACAGACAUCACUAUCCAUAUCUACAGUGUGUACCAAAGUUCUGUCACGCUCCAUAAUGCUACUGUCAAGUGUUACAACUGGAUAUGUGUAUAGAAAGUAGUUUGUAAGAUGUCCACUAAUAGGAGGAAGCAUAUCUCAAUGAUUAUUUUGUUGCAAGUCCUGUAUUUAAAUGUUGAAUCAAUACGUUGUUGCAAUUCAGCUUGUAUUCAAGCUUCACCCCUUGCACUUAACAUAAGCUAUUUUUGGCAUCGUGUUAUCAUACGCUUAUUUUAUAGAUCAAUAUUUUUAUUUCCCCUUUUGCUGAUGAAAUGAAGAUAAGAAGAAAUAUAAAUAUAUAAAUAUAUAUAAGAUGAGUUAUUAAAGUCAAGAGAAUACUUUGUGGCUGUGCUGUUUGUGCCAGUAGACCUUGCCAUGACCAAAAAGAGAAAUGUAAAAAAAGUUUUAUAAAAUAUAGUAGAAUCACCAGA